UGAAAGGUCAGUCGCACAAUCCCCGUGAAAAGCAUUCUGGGAUACAAUAUGUAAACAUAAGCCUCAAACCUGUCAGAGGAGAUACCAAUGCAUUUUAUACAUAAUGCAAUUUUGAGCAAGCUUCUUUUUGUAUGACUUUGCCUUUUAAUACAAACGGGGGGCCCUCGACUUCGUGAUUUAUCGGGAUGUGACUCUGCUUUCAACAAGCGACAGUACUUCUGUGCAAGUGUCAGAAUGCUAGCAGCUAGUUAGCUCGCUGCUGGCUCACAUUCAUGCGCUCAUCAUAGUUGUAUAACAUUUCACCGGAUUCGACCGUUCUUCUUUGUUACUGGCAGCCCAGACUCCUCGUCCUACUGUGAAGGAUGGGUGUGAAAACCUUCACUCACAACUCCCCCAGCCACAGCCAGGAGCUUUUGGAUAAGCUUAACACCCUGCGCAGUGAGGGCCACUUCUGUGACGUUACCAUUCGUGUACAGGGCCAGCUGUUCUCAGCCCACAAAGUAGUACUAGCCUGCUGUAGUGACUUCCUUCGAGCGAAGCUGUCUGGGAAGCCGGCUGAAGAAGACACUGUGAUUGUAGGUGAAGAUAAACAUGUGCUGGAUCUUCAACACGUGACUGUCGCUGGUUUCGCCCCUCUUUUGGAAUACGCCUACACAUCCACCCUGUCCAUUAGUACGGAGAAUAUCAUCGAUGUACUCGCGGCGGCUAGCUACAUGCAGAUGUUUGCGGUAGCCAACACUUGCUCUGAGUUCAUGAAGUCCAGUAUCCUGUGGAACUCUGCAUCCUCGGGAGCAGGAGGCCCUGGUAGUACCCUGCCCCCUGGUUUACACAGGCCCCAAGAGCCACCUGAAGGCCAUGCGAGCUGCACCCUCGCCCCUGUAGAUGCCCUCUCACCGUCUCCGGUCUCAUCCGAGUGCAGCGUACCGGAGCGGCCCAUCCCUGUGUGCCGCGAAUCUAGGCGCAAGCGCAAAGGCUUUGCGAGCCCGCAACCAGCAUCCUCUACCUCUCCACAAGUCCCCAACCCCUCUCCCUCCUCUUCCUCCUUCCCUGAGAGUUCAGCGCAGGCUCUGGAACCAUCUCUGGCCUUCUCCUGGACAUACCCCUUUGGUGUGGACCGGCGGUUUACGCCAGAGAAGUCAAAACUACCUGAAGGUCUCCUGGAAGCAUCCGGAGCGUCGGGGCAGGACUCUAGUGGACGGGCACUGGUGGAGUAUCUCGCCUGCGAGGGCCCGCGCAGCCUGGGGGUUGGGGGUGCGGCAGGGGUAGAGGAGGAGGAAGAAGAUGAUGUGCAGGUGAAGGUGGAGAGGCUGAGUGAUGAAGAAGUGCAUGAAGAGGCUUCUCAGCCGGUCAGUGCUCCACACAGUUCUCUGAGUGACCAGCAGACGGUUCCUGGCAAUGAACACACCCAAGAAGAUCUACUCAUCAGCCCCCAGUCCUCAUCCAUUGGCUCCAUGGAUGAGGGGGUGACGGAGGGUCUACAGUCAAUGCAGGGCACUCCAAACACUACUGGUCACAUGGAGGAGGAUGAGAGGUUGGAGAAUGUCCAGUACCCAUACCACCUGUACAUCAGUCCCUCCACCCGCCCAGGACUCAACGGUCCUGAACGGCCCUUCCAGUGUCCUACAUGUGGCGUCCGCUUUACUCGAAUACAGAAUCUCAAACAGCACAUGCUCAUCCACUCUGGUAUUAAGCCAUUCCAGUGUGACCGCUGCGGGAAAAAGUUUACGCGGGCUUACUCCCUGAAGAUGCACCGGCUGAAGCACGAAGGUAAACGCUGUUUCCGGUGCCAGAUCUGUAGCGCCACUUUCACUUCCUUCGGUGAAUAUAAGCACCACAUGAGGGUGUCUCGCCACAUCAUCCGCAAGCCUCGGAUUUACGAGUGCAAAACGUGCGGCGCCAUGUUUACCAACUCCGGCAAUUUAAUCGUACACCUGAGGAGUCUCAACCAUGAGGCGUCAGAACUAGCAAACUACUUCCAGACCAGUGAGUUCCUCCUCCCAGACUACCUGAGUCACAUGCAAGAGGAAGAGGGUCUGGGACACUUUGAGAUGAGUGAGCACACCUUUGAAGCUUCUUCCUCCUCUUCCUCAGUCCAAACACCAGUUAUCUCUCAAGUUUCCUCUACCAUGAACUAUGACACCCACACUUCUGCACCUCCUUCCCAAACCCCAAACCCCAGAUCCGGGCAGGAAGGGGAGGGCACACCAGGGGACCAUCCCAAGUCCACCGCUGCUGUUACCUCUCUACAAGACCCAGAGGAAGAUGAGGGAGAGAAGGAGAGAGGGGGGAGAAAGAAGAAAAGACUUGUGUCAAUUACAAUUGAGUGAAAACGUUCCAUGUAAACAUGUAUAAUAACAGUCCUGUUGCACACUCAGUACUUCUGUUGUUGAUGUCUCGUUACAGCUUACAAAUCUGAUGUGUUCCAUUAUCAAAAAGUAUAAUGCCUUUUGAUAUUUGUUCAUUCUGAUUUGUUGGGGUUACUUUAAAAUUCAAGUCAAGUCACCUUUAUUUAUAUAGCGCUUCAUACUGAUUGUUUCAAA
This is a messenger RNA of Rhinichthys klamathensis goyatoka, 2540 nucleotides long. RefSeq names its product zinc finger and BTB domain containing 44 (gene zbtb44). Gene Ontology annotation, biological process: regulation of transcription by RNA polymerase II; positive regulation of gene expression. NCBI's taxonomy places the organism in Eukaryota, Metazoa, Chordata, Actinopteri, Cypriniformes, Leuciscidae. The record is from RefSeq and is a predicted model, not a curated record. Gene Ontology annotation, molecular function: RNA polymerase II cis-regulatory region sequence-specific DNA binding; protein binding; DNA-binding transcription factor activity, RNA polymerase II-specific. The coding region runs from base 363 to 2327 and encodes 654 amino acids. The transcript is spliced from 6 exons.